Osmia bicornis bicornis is the source of this 1260-nucleotide messenger RNA. It is a transcript of the gene Polr2M, whose product is annotated as DNA-directed RNA polymerase II subunit GRINL1A. The transcript has 5 exons. Bases 148 to 1131 code for a protein of 327 amino acids. Gene Ontology annotation, cellular component: nucleus. Gene Ontology annotation, biological process: transcription elongation by RNA polymerase II. NCBI's taxonomy places the organism in Eukaryota, Metazoa, Arthropoda, Insecta, Hymenoptera, Megachilidae. The record is from RefSeq and is a predicted model, not a curated record. Gene Ontology annotation, molecular function: transcription elongation factor activity.
AUAAUAGUUAUUUGUAUUGAAGCACAGGAGAUUAAUUUUUAUGAAGCAUGUAAAGAGUAUAUUUAUAUAAAUUAUAUUUUGGUGACUGUCAAGGUUGUUUCUGCAAGCAUUUUAAAUGUAAAGUUCAUAUACCACAAAUAAAAAAAGAUGUAUAAAAGCACAGUACUUCAUAAAAUACCAGGUGAUUUACCACCUAUCCCAAAACAAGAACAUCAAGGAUAUAUUGAUGAUAUGGGAAAGUUAAAGAAAUUUCAGUUGGAAGAAAUCUUAGAAAGACAGAACAAAAUUCUUAAUAAUAAAGCCUUUAUAUUAAAGCUGCCAGACAAAGGAGAAAAGAUUAAGAAAUUUCGUGAUAGAUUAGUGGAGGAAUUAAAAAAUAAAGAUGAUAUUGAAAAUGCUGCUAAUCUUCUGUCAGGAUUGAAUAUAGCAUCCGAAGGAAAAAUGGCCAUGAAUAAACUAGAAUGGACAGGCAAAUACAAUGAAACAAAAAAUACAGAGAAAAUUGUUCAACUUGACAGCGAUGAUGAAGAUGAUCCUUUGAAAAUCUUGGCACAACCUACAGGUUCUGGUGUUCAUAAGAAGAAAGUCAUACAUUUACCACCAGAAGAAAGUUUGAUUAAGCCAGAAGAUUUGGCAGAAAUAGAAUCAUUUAAAAAAGAAUCUACAGAACCUGCUGAUCAUGUUUCAUUUAUUGUCAAUAAAGUGGAAAACCAUUCGGAAGAUAAAAAUAAAAAGAUACCAUUUAAACCAUAUAAAACAACUAAAUCUGGUGUACAUGAGCCAGAAAAAGAAAAGCAAAGAAAACAAAAUAAGUACUGGGAAGUUACAGCAGCUACACCCCCGCUCAUAGUUCAUGAUGCAGCAAAAAUUAUAGAUUUAAGUGAAUCUUUGAGACUACAGAAGGAGCAAAGUGACAAACUUCAGGAAAUUCAAGCAAAGCAUGCAGCAGAGAGAUUAGCUGAACAAUUUGGUUUACACAGUAUUGGACCUGUACCUCAAAAUGUAGGUACUUAUCGUGAACCGAGUGAAAAAGAUUCUGGUUCUGAAAGUGAAGAGCACGAAGUACACGAUGAUGAAGAUAAUGAUAAAAGGGGAACUGUUGUUUUCACAGUGGACAGUAUUGAGCAUUAAGUACCUUAUUAAUAUAUAAGUUUAUAUGUUUUGAUAUAGAUAUAAGUGUUCAAAUGUUUUGUAAGAGUUUAUAAAUAAAUUGACGAUAUCUCAAGAUAUUUUAAAUAAAUUUGGUGUUCAAUCUAAUAA